This is a messenger RNA of Chelmon rostratus (copperband butterflyfish), 1988 nucleotides long. Its product is annotated as calcium-binding and coiled-coil domain-containing protein 1-like. The record is from RefSeq and is a predicted model, not a curated record. Lineage: Eukaryota; Metazoa; Chordata; Actinopteri; Chaetodontiformes; Chaetodontidae. The coding region runs from base 16 to 1716 and encodes 566 amino acids. The transcript is spliced from 13 exons.
CCGCUUCCUAUUACCAUGGACAAACAGCCCACGGUGGUGUUUCGAAAUGUGGGGCAACUGUACUUCCCCCAAACCAGAGUGGAGUGCCACUACAGCCUGACCCCGGAGCAUCAGUGGAGCAGCAGCGACUGGAUCGGCAUUUUUGAGGUAGGAUGGUCUUCAGUGAAACAGUAUUAUACAUAUACAUGGGCCCUUGUUCCUGAAGGCUACACUGAGGGUGCCAGUGUCAACUUCUGUGCACAUUUCCAGGCAUCCUACCUGCCCCGGCCCAGCACUGUGGAGUAUGAGUUCAUUUAUGUGGAUAAGCUGGGAGAGGUGUGCGCCCGUAGCCGCCCCUUCACCUUCUGCGCUCCCAAGCCGCUGGAGGAGCUGGAGACUCUGAAAGAGGAGCGAGACGAGGAGGACGGAGAGGAGGAGCUGCUCCUCGUCAUCCCCAGGGCUCAGCUGCUGCAGAGCCGGCUGGAGGAAUCGUUGAAAAAACAAGCGGAGAUACAGCAGACUCUGGACGAGAUGAGAAAGGAGACGGAGAACGAGAGAGAGAGCAGCGACAAAGCGAGGAUGGAGUGGGAGGGCGAGAGGGAGGCGAUGAAGGAGGAGAUCGCAGAGCUCAGAGACAACGUGAGACAAAACUAUGACACGCUGAAGAAGAUGGAGGGAAAACACAAGGAUGUGAAAAACAGUCAGGAAAAUCUGACCUCUGAACUGAGCAACCUUCUGACUGAAAAAGCUGAGAGUCAGCAGCGAAUCCAAGACCUGGAGGAGAACAUCAAGGUCCGGAAUGACAGGGAGAAAGAGGGGAACAUGGAACUGGAAAGGCUGAAGGAGAGAGUGAAGAAAAUGUCGAGUCAAAUGAAACACGAUGAGGAAAAGAGGAAGUCUCUGCAGGCGGAGAACGAAGCUGCUCUGGCGGAGGUACAAGGGCUGCAGGAGCGCCUGGAGGCCAGUGAGCACGUAGCUGAGUGCCUGCGCAGGGAGCUGAGGGAGCUGGGCACCCGUCAGGGCCAUGCCCACAGCGAGCUGCACCAGGCCCGGCUGCAAGUGGCCCAGCUCACCCUGCAGCUGUCCGAGGAGAACCUGGUCCUCAGGGAGGAGCGCGCCAACUGGGCCCUGGAAAGAGAAGCACACAGACACGCAGCAGAAACUGACAAAAAGAAAUUCCAAGAACUGAGCUGUGAGGUGCAGAGGAAGGAGGAGUGGCUCCAGGAGGAGAGGGUGGAGAGGGAGAAACUUGAAGCAGAGCUCGGGAGUGAGAGAGACUGCAAUCGAGUGCUGCUGAUCGAUACCAAGCAGGAGCUGCAGGAGCUGAAGGCCGGUCUGAGGAGAGCCCAGAGAGAGAGAGAGGAGCAGCAGGCGGACAAGCAGGGCCUGCUGAGCUACAUCCAGCAGUUAGAGCAGAGGUUGGGGAUUAAGUCAAAUGGCGAAACCCCCACAUGUAUCUCUCCUGGCUCUUCCUCGGAGGAUGACGAGGAUGCUUCCUCAGCCUCGUCCAGAUCGAUCUGUUCACCUCUUUUACCGUCCGGUCACCUGGAACGACCCGACAGAGCCGAGAUCCCCGCUGAGACACACGCCCAGAACAGAGAGGACACACCAGCCUCUGACGCGCAGGAUGUGAGGAGGCAUCAGUGUGAAAACAGAGCUGGCGAAACAAAGAGACUGAUCCUGCCAGAACUUGUCGACCCCAUCCUGAGUGAGCUGGCUGACUCCCCCAUGUGGUAACAUGUAGCUGGAUGACGGACGGCAAGCUGCUUGUUUUCCACUGCGAUGCAAGUUCAUGUGGGUCUUAAGAAAGCCAAGUAGCAUUUUGUGCUUAUUCUAUUGAUUUUUAUGUAGUUGUUCAUGUGGAAGACGGCCUUCAAAAAGGUCUUAUUUUACAGUGUAGCGCUUUCACUUCUCGAGUGCCUGUAUUCAAAGAAAACAUGGCAUAAGUUCUAAGUCUUAAAUGUCCAGAAUUGUGUUUGUUGUAGUGGUGUAAUAACGGUUUUAUUACU